Molecule: messenger RNA, 1653 nt
Organism: Psilocybe cubensis
Lineage: Eukaryota; Fungi; Basidiomycota; Agaricomycetes; Agaricales; Agrocybaceae
Exons: 4
Coding region: 1-1653 (550 amino acids)
Cellular component (GO): preribosome, large subunit precursor
Molecular function (GO): protein binding
Source: RefSeq, a predicted model, not a curated record
AUGGCGUCUACCACCACCACCAACAACAAUGACCCCUCCCACUCCCAAUCCCAACAGCAAACACAAGCCCAACAACCCGUAACAUUCACCACAUCCACACCGUACCCGCUCCCCUCGCAAAAAUUCAUGAUCCCGCUGGGAUGGAGACGGUAUCAGCUCUCGCAGCUCGUUAACAAGGCGCUCGCGCUCGACCGUGGUGGUAAUUACGAUAAUGCUGGUGGUGGCGCGAGACCUGUCCCAUUCGACUUUUUAGUGCGAGGCGAGAUUCUGAGAGGCAGUUUGGCGGAGUGGUGUAAGGAGAAGGGGGUUGGUGAGGAAGAAACGCUCGAGAUCGAAUACAUCGAGUCUGUAAUGCCUCCGCAGAAAAUGUUCGAGUUCCCACAUGAAGAUUGGGUGUCUGCUGUGUCGUGUUAUAUCCCUGGGUUAUUCCUAACGACAUCGUACGACGGCCACCUCCGCGCGUUCGACUACGCGCAUAAUUUGGCGUUUGACCGCGCAGUGCAUAGUGCGCCUGUUACUUCGCUGUGCGUCGUGCCGUUCCCCUCUCCCUCUCCCUCCUCCUCUAACAUGGGAGAGGGAGGGGGAGAGGAAGGGGAGACGUAUACGAUCGCGACGGCGUCGCAUGAUGCGAGCGCGCAGAUUCUAAGGGUUACACUACCUUCUCCCUCCUCCUCUUUCAACCUCAACGCGAAAGAGAAAGCCACAGCAAAAGGAAAUGGAAAUGGAAAAGCACAGUCACUAGCAACGCUGUACCUGCACACAGCGCCCAUCGCGUCCGUCUCUGCGAACGCGCGGGGCACGCGGCUUAUUACGGCGGGGUGGGACGGGCUUGUGGGUGUGUGGGCGUGGGAUGGGGAGAGGGUUGCGAGGGAUGAGGUGGAUGUGCCUGUGCCGGUGUUUGGUGGGGUGGAUGGUCGGGAUCGGAAGAGGCGGAGGGUUGGUGCUGGUGCUGGUGGCGCAGGAGAUGGGGAUGGGGAAAGGGGGGAGGGGGAUGGGGAUGGGGGGAUGGAUGGGGGGAGGGGAAAGAGGAAGGCGCCGGCUAAUGUUUUGAAGAGCCAUGUUGGGAGAGUUUCGAAGGCGCUGUUUUUGGGUCUUGAGGAAGGUGAGGGGAGUGAGAAAGCUGUGAGCUGUGGGUUUGACUCGACGGUGCGUACGUGGGAUGUCGAGUAUGGUCUUUGUAUUGCGACUAUCAACGCAUCUGAAAAACCAUUCCUCGAUCUCAGCCCCCUCUCACACGCAGCACCUUCCUCGCCGCUCUCGUCCGUCCUUGCCGUAUCGACGGAUAGAACGAUGUGCAUGUACGAUCUCCGAUUGCCCUCCUCCUCCUCCUCCACAUCCGCGCUGUCCUCCGCGGCUACAGCGACCUUCGUUCACCCUUCAACGCCCUCGUGCGUAGCAUCAAGUGGUAGUGGGAGUGGGAGUGGGAGUGGGUAUCAGGCGAUAACGGGCGCGUAUGAUGGGGUUGUGAGGGUUUGGGAUGUGCGGAGUGUCAAGGGCGCCGUGGCGUCGUUUAAAGUCGGCGAAGAGGGCAAGGGCAAAGGGAGGAAGGUGUUGAGUGUGGAUUGGGCGCGUGGGCUUGUGGGUGUUGCGGGUGAGUUUGGGGUCGAGGUGUGGAGGGUUGGGGAGGAUGGGGGUGUGGGUGGACGUGUCUAG